CCCCACCCCCUCUUUUCCUCCUCUUCUUCGAUUCCCCACCAACCCACCCAUCUUUACACACUCACACCCUGACUGCGUGUGUCAUCACCUCAUCACGCCCUCCUCCAUCUCUCCUCCGCUAGAGAAAGAAAAGAAGAGAGAGAGAGAGAUGAAGAGGAGGUCCCCUUCAUAUUCUUGUUCUUCUUCCUCAUCAUCUUCCUGCAUUGGGUCACCACUCACACAAAAUCAAUCCAAGACUGCUAAAUCUCUCCAGCAGCAGCCCAAAAAACCAAAACGCGUUAGAGCUAAGAAGCGUGUGAGCGCUGCUCACGACUAUACCGCCACCUCUCCCAAAUCAAGAAGCUCCAUCUACAGAGGGGUCACAAGGCAUAGAUGGACCGGGAGGUUUGAGGCUCACCUGUGGGACAAGACUACAUGGAACAGCAUUCAGAACAAGAGAGGAAGACAAAUCUAUUUAGGGGCUUAUGACAAUGAGGAAGAUGCGGCAAGAACCUACGACUUAGCCGCCCUCAAGUACUGGGGGCCCACCACUAUACUCAAUUUUCCUGUGGGGUCGUACUCGAAAGAGCUUGAGGAUAUGCAGAAAUCCUCCAAGGAGGAGUAUUUAGCUUCGCUCCGGCGGCGGAGCAGCGGGUUUUCAAGAGGUGUUUCCAAGUAUCGCGGCGUUGCGAGGCAUCACCAUAACGGUCGAUGGGAGGCUCGAAUAGGUCGCGUUUCUGGAAACAAAUACCUUUAUUUGGGAACCUACAGCACCCAAGAGGAAGCAGCAGCAGCAUACGACAUAGCAGCCAUAGAAUUCAGGGGUCCGAAUGCUGUAACAAACUUCGAUAUCAGCAACUACGCCGAUAAGCUGAAGAAAAUCCUGCCGGAAUUGCAAGUAAAACAUGAAGAUCUCCAGGUUAAGGAGGAAACAAAUCGAGAGUCCAUAGACGACGUACAAGCAGAUGAAACACAUGAUGAUCAAGAAGAUGGAAGCCAACAGGUACAACCAAGCAUUCCAAAGUUAGAGUUGAUAGACCCUACUGAUCACUCCCAAGCCAUGAUGGUGAUGGACCCGACCGACCAGCAUGAGCACCCUUGGGACCUUUGUCUCGACACGGAUGGCUUCAAUGCGCUUCAUUUGCCUGACAUCCCUCUCGAGAGAGCGUCCGAGAUGCUAGGUUGGCUUGACGACAAAGGCUUUGAGGAUGAUAUUGAAUGUAUUUUUGAUGGGCCGUUGUACAAUAACGAGCUCCUGCAGGAUGCAAUGUCGGGGACAGCCUUGGACGUUUUGGUGGACCGGGAGUCCAAAGGGCAGGAGUUAUCGGGUUCGCCUUCUUCGUCAUCGUUGUCCACGAUGGCAUCAGUUUGUAGCAACAUCUAGUGUUCUUGUUGGAAGCUGAGGAAAGUAGUGUAGCAUGAAUGCUUCUGUACAAGUUCAACGUUUUUGGCUUGUUUAUGGUGCUGUCUUUUUCCCUUCCUUGAGAUUUGACUAUGAAAAGUUAGCCAUGUUUGUUGCUAGUAAUGUAGGAGUCCUUAGUGCUUUCAAAAGAAGAGAAAUCAGAGAGCUUGCUUUCUUCUA
Molecule: messenger RNA, 1561 nt
Organism: Sesamum indicum (sesame)
Lineage: Eukaryota; Viridiplantae; Streptophyta; Magnoliopsida; Lamiales; Pedaliaceae
Biological process (GO): regulation of DNA-templated transcription
Molecular function (GO): DNA-binding transcription factor activity; DNA binding
Source: RefSeq, a predicted model, not a curated record